AUGGAUCUUGGAUCGAAUUUGUUGAGGCUUACCGGGUUCAAAUCCAGGUUCAGUUCCCAAUCCGAUUCGUUGCAAAAAGAAAAUUCAGGGGAAUAUUACACAGUUCUUCUGUUGUACAAGUACCCUCCCUUACUCUCGUGCAUCAAUUCAUCCAUCCGCGCCAAGAUGAAUGUGGAAAAGCUACAAAAGAUGGCAGGUGCUGUUCGCACUGGUGGGAAGGGUAGUGUGAGAAGAAAGAAGAAGGCUGUACAUAAAACAACCACCACAGAUGACAAGAGGCUGCAGAGCACUUUGAAAAGAAUAGGUGUAAACGCAAUACCAGCAAUUGAGGAAGUUAACAUUUUUAAGGAUGAAACAGUUAUCCAGUUCUUAAACCCCAAAGUUCAAGCCUCUAUUGCUGCCAAUACAUGGGUUGUUAGUGGUUCUCCCCAAACAAAAAAAUUGCAAGAUAUUCUCCCAGGCAUUCUCAACCAACUUGGGCCAGAUAACUUGGAUAACUUAAGAAAAUUAGCAGAGCAGUUCCAGAAGCAGGCGCCAGGUGACGCUGAAGCCGCUGCUGCCACAUCAGCACAAGCGGAUGAUGAUGAUGAAGUCCCAGAACUUGUGGCAGGGGAGACUUUUGAGGCUGCUGCAGAGGAAGGACAAAAAUCAUAGGAACAUGUAGGAAUAUGUAUGUUGUUUCUGUUGUUUUUUUUUUAAUGUAUUUUGGUCUUAAAAAACUUAUCUCUCUGUUUCUGUUAAAUUUU
Molecule: messenger RNA, 746 nt
Organism: Lactuca virosa
Lineage: Eukaryota; Viridiplantae; Streptophyta; Magnoliopsida; Asterales; Asteraceae
Source: the annotation of a GenBank genome assembly